Messenger RNA from Dioszegia hungarica, 1545 nucleotides. RefSeq names its product amino acid/polyamine transporter I. Gene Ontology annotation, molecular function: transmembrane transporter activity. Lineage: Eukaryota; Fungi; Basidiomycota; Tremellomycetes; Tremellales; Bulleribasidiaceae. The transcript is spliced from 14 exons. The record is from RefSeq and is a predicted model, not a curated record. Gene Ontology annotation, cellular component: membrane. Gene Ontology annotation, biological process: amino acid transport; transmembrane transport. Bases 1 to 1545 code for a protein of 514 amino acids.
AUGGACGACAAACCCAAAGACAAAGAGUCGACAGGCUACAUCGCCGACCCCUCGGCAUCGGACACGUCCGUGACGAACCAGCUGGAGCAGAUGGGGUACAAGUCCGAGAUGAAGCGGAACUUGGGGAUGAUAAGCGUUUUGGGGCUGAGCUUUGCGAUCAUGGCGGUUCCAUUCGGGACGAGUACGACGCUGAAUAUUGCGUUGACGGAUGGGGGGCCGGUGACUAUUCUUUACGGCUGGAUCUUCGUUUCGCUUGUUUCGCUGGGUAUGGCUGCUAGUCUUGCGGAGAUCUGCUCUGUCUAUCCAACCUCUGGCGGUGUUUACUAUUGGUCCGCUAUGCUUUCGACUCCGAAAUACUCUGCUUUCGCCUCAUACUUGACAGGAUGGCUAGGUACCGUCGGGAACUGGACAGUAACAGCCUCAAUCACGUUUGGCGGAAGUCAGCUCAUCCUGGCCGCCGCGACCCUGUUCAACGAGGAAUACGUCCCAACGCCAUGGCAGACGUGUUUGGUCUACUGGGGAGCUUUGAUCUGCUCCUUGCUCAUCAAUCUGUUCUUCAACCGUCAUCUGGAUAAGCUGAAUACCGUGUGCCUAUACUGGACAGCUGCUUCUAUCAUCAUCGUCCUGCUUUCUAUGGCAGAAGAACGGAACUCGGCAGCAUACGCAUUCGGAGGGUUUGACGCGUCUGCAUCUGGUUGGCCUGAGGCCUGGGCUUGGUUCGUUGGACUGUUGCAGGCAGCCUAUACAUUAACUGGGUACGGGAUGGUCGCCGCACUCUGCGAGGAAGUCAAGGAACCAGCCAGAGAAGUACCGAGGGCUAUGGUGCUGUCCGUAGCUGCUGCAGCUAUCACCGGGCUGGUGUACCUUCUGCCGAUUAACUUUGUACUGCGCGAUAUCCCUGAUCUUCUCGCUGUAGCAUCUCUACAGCCUAUGCCCCUGCUGUACAAGCUGGUGACCAGAUCAUCCGGUGCGGCGCUUGGCUUGCUCAUCCUCAUCCUCGGUGUCUGGUUCUUCGCUACCAUCGGCUCCCUCACCGCCGCAUCUCGCUGUACCUGGGCUUUCUCGCGCGACGGCGGCAUCCCCGGGUCACAAUGGUGGAAAGUCGUCAACCCGCGGUAUGGCGUCCCGCUCAACUCGCUGAUCUUGUCGACUGUGGUCUGCGGUCUGCUGGGUCUGAUCUACCUUGGGAGCAGCGCAGCUUUCAACGCUUUCACUGGAGUCGCGACAAUCUGUCUCGGCUGCUCCUACGCUUUCCCUGUGUUCUGCUCCCUGGCGCGACGGAGGAAGAUGGUACGGGAUGCGCCGUUCUCACUGGGAAAGUUUGGCUAUUUCAUCAACAUCCUGACGGUAAUCUGGAUCAUCUUCUCCAUCGUGCUCUUCUGCAUGCCAACCGCCAUCCCGGUCACUCCACCUACUAUGAACUACGCGAGCGUGGUCUUUGCGGGCUUUUCGACCAUCGCUGGGCUGUGGUAUGUCAUCAGCGCGAGGAAGUACUACAAGGGCCCGACAGUCAGUGCAGUGAGGAGGGAGUCGUACUCCGAGUAA